GGCGUGGCUUAUUCCUCUCAUGCAGACAGAGAAAAAAAAAAUCUGUGACAUCUUGUCCACAACAGACUCAGAACUGUGGACAACAGUAAAAGAAAACUUCCUGCCCAACAAACAGAUGUGAAACCCGCAACAGACAUGGACUGUGUCAGCAACCAAGAUUCCCUGUAUCUUCCCAACUCUGUCACUGCAUUGCUGGAGGACUUGGACCUAUGGAGCCAGUUCCACCAGGAAGGGACCGAGAUGAUCAUCACCAAAUCUGGACGGCGGAUGUUCCCACAGUGCAAGAUUAGACUAUUCGGACUGCAUCCUUACACUAAAUAUGUGGUGCUGGUAGACUUUGUCCCUCUGGAUAACUGCAGAUACAAGUGGAGUAAGAAUCAAUGGGAAGCUGCAGGAAAAGCAGAACCACACCCACCUUGCAGGACUUAUAUUCACCCCGAUUCACCGGCCCCUGGAGCCCAUUGGAUGAAGGAUGUCAUCUGCUUUCAAAAACUAAAACUUACCAAUAACACAUUGGACCAACAUGGACAUAUCAUCUUGCACUCAAUGCACAGAUACAAACCCAGGUUCCAUGUCAUCCAGUCUGAUGAUAUAUACAACACCCGAUGGGGGUUACUGCAAGUGUUCAGCUUCCCAGAGACAGAGUUUACAGCAGUCACAGCUUACCAAAAUGAGAAGAUCACAAAAUUAAAAAUUGACCACAAUCCAUUUGCUAAAGGAUUUCGGGAACAAGAAAGAAGCCACAAAAGGGAUGACCUUUUGAAACUCGUGCCACAAAGUCCAAGCAAACGUCAGAAAAGAAAGAAGUGGGAGAACAAUCCUGAAGAAGAUGAAGAUCGCUGUAAGGUUGCACGUGUGAAGGAAGAACCUGGUGAGGUUUCUACAGGAGUAUAUGCACAAUGGGUUCCAGAUCAUGAAGGAAGCCAGAACCUGGCCCCCAUCUCCCCAGAUAUGACGGGAUCCCCAAGCCAAGAGCAGCAGGUCCCUUCAUCUUCCUCCAGCUUUUUGUACAGAAGUCCAAACAGAAGAUACCUUCAGUCACUUUCAGGCUCUUUGGAUUCAUGUGAAGCACAAGGCAGACGUCUUACGCCAGAUGUGGCCACAGUACCAGAGCCUGAUGCUUUUCAGGUGCCCUCAUUCCAUUCACUGCACCCUGCACAGGAUCGAUCUAGUGUAAUGAACAUUCCCAUUGAAACACCAACAAGACAGAGUCUGCGAGGACCCAUGUAUAGCCCAUAUGGAGCAGAACAGUGGAUGGUGCCCACACAAGGGCAGUAUCGCCCCAUGAGCUACUCUUAUCCAACAGAAUUUAGCACACAGGGGGCAGUUGCCCACAAUGGCAUGUCAGACUGGAGCCAGUAUUCUCUGUUUCCGUAUACCUGCUGGUGAAUUGGAAGAAACACAGACCAUGGACUGCAUAAAAAUAUUUGCUGACAUAGCUAUCUAACUUUCAACUUUUUAGAAACUUUUCUUUUUUUAUUUAAUUUUUUUGAGAAUGGAUCCAAUACAUAUUGGGAAAACCUCACACUUUACAAGUCACUCUGGCUUAAAGAAAAAUGAAGACACAGAGAGGAAUAUUUUCCACUUGUUCCAUUCCAUGCAAACUAAGGGAUUUUUUUUUUCUUGUAUAUAUUGUAUGCUUUGCUUACGGAACUGUAAAAUUGAUAAAGGACUGUUGUUGGGAUUAAAUCCACAAGACCAUCGCUGCAAAAGGUGUUUUAAGUUUUACUUUCCAAUUUUCUGAUGGACUAAAUAGAAAUACAAGAUGCUCUUAGACUGUGACUGGAUGGCACAAAGCAUGGACUAUAUGGAGUCAGAUCAUCUUCUGCUGUGCAAUACCUAAUACCUAAUACCUUUUAAAUAAUAAUGCCUCUACCCUCAGUUUCCAGCCUCCUGGAAGAUCCUUAGGGCUAGAAAAACCCCUUUUGUUCAGCAUUGCUUUGCACCGUGGUGGUGUCUGUUUUUCUGUGGGAUGAAUAUUAUGUUUGAGCUGUAACAUUUGCUUUUUGCACGUUUUCCUAUUCGGAUGUGAAAGCACAUUAUAGGGCACAUGAUAUAUAAGAAAUGCACAUGGUUUUUAAAUUUGUUGCAUGUGUCACUCAAGGUUGUAUAUACAAAGCAUGAAAGUUUCAACUGGGGGUUUUCUCUGGACUUUGGGCUUUAAUGUGUUGAUUAGAGGAAUUCUUCACAAAUUAUGUAACCUUUAGAUUGGUGUAUUGUUUUACAGGCUGCAGCAGAGGGUUGGUCUAGAUAACCAGUGCUAUAUGUAGUCUUAUUUCUCAGAAUGAGCCACCCAUAUCUUGGUUGUCUGAUACAGAAUGGUGUGUCCUAUGUAUAGACCUUAAUAUCUGUAAAUAGAUUUUAUUUAAAGAGACUGGGAAUUGUAUCCCAUAGGAACAUGUCCUUCUACUGAAGGCUGUUUUAUGUAAUUUUAAUUUAAUGACUUAAACUGGAAAGUGAAAAUGCUGAGAUGUACAUUUGUGGGUCAGUGUUGAAUUGUACCUUCAAUAAAUGUCCGUAACAAAGAAUCACUGUGCAUGAAAUGCCUGUGGGUCCAUUUAUCACUGAUGUGCAGGAUAUAAGAUCACAAACUUAAAAAACACUAUUAAAUCCACUAAAAAUAUCAAAGCAUGAGGAUGUCUCAGGUUAAAUUGCAGAAGGUUGUAACAAAUUAAACGCUUUCUUCAAUGCUUAGUGGCCUGCAAUCCCUCUUCAGCAUGGGUGUUGGACAUCACAGCUUGGCCAUACUUUUUAUCGGGUGACAAGCUGCUAAGUUUAUCUGAAAAAUCCUUUAAUUGCA
This is a messenger RNA of Hyla sarda, 2800 nucleotides long. RefSeq names its product T-box protein VegT-like. Gene Ontology annotation, molecular function: RNA polymerase II cis-regulatory region sequence-specific DNA binding; DNA-binding transcription factor activity, RNA polymerase II-specific. The transcript is spliced from 9 exons. Gene Ontology annotation, biological process: positive regulation of DNA-templated transcription; cell fate specification; regulation of transcription by RNA polymerase II. Lineage: Eukaryota; Metazoa; Chordata; Amphibia; Anura; Hylidae. The coding region runs from base 136 to 1389 and encodes 417 amino acids. The record is from RefSeq and is a predicted model, not a curated record. Gene Ontology annotation, cellular component: nucleus.